Molecule: messenger RNA, 1102 nt
Organism: Poecilia latipinna (sailfin molly)
Lineage: Eukaryota; Metazoa; Chordata; Actinopteri; Cyprinodontiformes; Poeciliidae
Gene: srek1ip1
Product: SREK1-interacting protein 1
Exons: 5
Coding region: 147-668 (173 amino acids)
Molecular function (GO): nucleic acid binding; zinc ion binding
Source: RefSeq, a predicted model, not a curated record
AAAGCCAAGAAGAAGACAGAGGAACCUGGUAGUUUCUAGAAAUAUAUGUUUCCGGCCGACGGUAUUUUGCCUUCGGACUUGUCGAAACCUUCGCGCUUAAACAACAUAAAUUUUUGGACAGCAUUGGCUUUGUCCCAUAAACUAUAAUGGCGCUCCCUGGACCUAAUAAGGACAACAUCAGAGCUGGGUGUAAGAAAUGUGGAUAUCCGGGCCAUUUAACAUUCGAGUGUCGAAAUUUCGUCCGAGUCGACCCCCAGAAGGACAUUGUUCUGGAUGUAAGCAGCACCAGCAGCGAGGAGAGUGAAGACGACGUGCCUGCUUCUCAGCACAGUGAGAAAUUGGGUCGAAGUGUGCUGCGCCAAAAAGAUUCUCAUGAUGAAGAUGACAGAAAAAAGAGACGUAAACGAAAGAAGAGCAAAGACAGAAAAUCAAGAAAAAGAUCUGCAUCAUCCAGUGACGACGAACCAAAAAAGAGAAAGAAACACAGCAGAUCCAGCUCCUCGUCAGACGAGGAAGACAGGAGAAAGAAAAAGAAACAAAGUCACAAGAAGAAAAGCAAAAAACCCAAAAAGGAGCAUGGGAAACAUCACAAAAAGAAAGAGAGAAAAAGAAAACACAAGUCAUCAUCCUCUUCUUCAUCAGCUAGUGAAUCAUCAGAAAGUGACUGAACCGCCAAUCCGUAGCCUCAGGAUGUCUGACGUUAAUGAAGCAGAUCAUGUAUAUUGUGUCUUAUGACUUUGAUGUAAAUAGUUUGAAUCCCCUUUUUUUUUUUUUUUACAACGUGUGUCCAUACACUGCUGCGUCUUUAGAUGAUGACAUUAUGACGCUGUUAUCUGUUGGCGCUCUGCAUUCUCAAUAGCUGGUACAAGGCACACUACAUGCUGUGUUAACGUUUUGCCUUCCUUUCGUCAUUUGCUGUAUUUAUGCACAAUAAUUUGAAUUUCAUCAGAUGUACUCCAUCAUAUGUGCAUUGGUUUUACAUGUCAUAAAGGAAGAGAUUGUAACAUUGUAUUACUACACAUAAUUCAGGUUAAUGGCUGUGCAGAUUUUUGUUUAAUCUCCUUUUAUGUUUUUCAUUCUGUAUUAAAAGGUCAAAUGUAAA